UUGCGAAGCCAGAGACAUCGCAGUCUGUUCUCAAGCCAGUCUAAGACAUCAACAACCUCAUCUCAACAUGAAGUGCAUUGCUAUCAUCGCCGUCGCCUGCCUGCUGGCCGUUGUUGCUGCCGACAAGGAGGAUAAGAUGCUCGGCUCAUCCUACGGAGGUGCCGCUCCUGCAGCUUACUCCGCCCCAGCUCCUGCCGCAUACGCCGCUCCCGCUCCUGCUUCCUACGCCGCCCCCGCUCCGGUCUCCAUCCCGGCCCCGCCCUGCCCCAAAAACUACCUCUUCAGCUGCCAGCCCAACCUGGCCCCAGUCCCAUGCAGUGCUCCAGCCCCGAGCUACGGAUCCGCCGGCGCCUACUCGCAGUACGCCCCCGUCAUCGCCCGCCAGUGGUAAUAUAAUCCAUGAAACCACAUGACAACCGA
Molecule: messenger RNA, 420 nt
Organism: Drosophila serrata
Lineage: Eukaryota; Metazoa; Arthropoda; Insecta; Diptera; Drosophilidae
Gene: Vm34Ca
Product: Vitelline membrane 34Ca
Source: RefSeq, a predicted model, not a curated record